AUGCCUGUAAGAUCUGAAGGUGAUGUCGCCCCUUUAAUUGCACUGGUGCAUUUAAUCGAGGGGACACAACAUAAUAUUGGGGCCCCAGCUGUUGUCACCAAAUUCGCCAAUGUUACCAAGAUCUUCUUUCUGGUGUUGAGAUAA
This is a messenger RNA of Sclerotinia sclerotiorum 1980 UF-70, 144 nucleotides long. RefSeq lists its product with no specific name. The record is from RefSeq and is a predicted model, not a curated record. The transcript has a single exon. Lineage: Eukaryota; Fungi; Ascomycota; Leotiomycetes; Helotiales; Sclerotiniaceae. The coding region runs from base 1 to 144 and encodes 47 amino acids.